Staurois parvus is the source of this 337-nucleotide messenger RNA. NCBI's taxonomy places the organism in Eukaryota, Metazoa, Chordata, Amphibia, Anura, Ranidae. The record is from the annotation of a GenBank genome assembly.
UGACAAAAUGGAAAACACCAGCAGUGUGAGGAGACCUGAAAGUGGCACAUGGCAGAGUGUGGCGAUGGAGACAGCAGCAAUGGGAGGCCGUACAGGGACCCAUGACAGAUUACGGGCCUGGCAGCAGCAUGAGGAGGCGGUACGGGGGCCCAUGGCAGAUUACGGGCCUGGCAGCAGCAAUGGGAGGCCCGUAAUCUGCCAGCACCCUAUGACAAAAUGGAACCCACCAGCAGUGUGAGGAGACCUGAAAGUGGCACAUGGCAGAGUGUGGCGAUGGAGACAGCGAGCAAUGGGAGGCGGACAGACCCAGUAGACACGUGACCUGGCAGCAGCUUGA